This is a messenger RNA of Jaculus jaculus (lesser Egyptian jerboa), 5882 nucleotides long. It is a transcript of the gene Col1a1, whose product is annotated as collagen type I alpha 1 chain. The record is from RefSeq and is a predicted model, not a curated record. NCBI's taxonomy places the organism in Eukaryota, Metazoa, Chordata, Mammalia, Rodentia, Dipodidae. The coding region runs from base 100 to 4485 and encodes 1461 amino acids. The transcript has 51 exons. Gene Ontology annotation, molecular function: protein binding; extracellular matrix structural constituent.
CGGGGGACAGAGCAGGAGGCACGCGGAGUGAGGCCACGCAUGAGCCGACACUAACCCCCCACCCCAGCCGCAAAGAGUCUACAUGUCUAGGGUCUAGACAUGUUCAGCUUUGUGGACCUCCGGCUCCUGCUCCUCUUAGCGGCCACCGCCCUCCUGACGCAUGGCCAAGAGGAAGGCGAAUACUCGCGCCAACAGGAAGACAUCCCUCAAAUCAGCUGCAUACACAAUGGCAUCAGGGUCCCUCAUGCCGAGACGUGGAAACCCGAACCCUGCCUGGUCUGUAUCUGCCACAACGGCACGGCCCUGUGCGAUGACGUGAUGUGCGAAAACGUCUUGGACUGUCCCAACCCCAAGAUCCCUGAGGGCGAGUGCUGUCCUGUCUGCCCUGAAGAACUGGUGUCACCGGACCAAGAAACCGUAGGAGUCGAGGGACCCAAGGGAGACACUGGCCCCCGAGGCCCAAGGGGACCCCCCGGCCCCCCUGGACGAGAUGGCAUCCCUGGACAACCUGGACAAGCUGGGCCUCCCGGACCCCCUGGACCUCCCGGACCCCCUGGCCUCGGAGGAAACUUUGCUCCCCAGAUGUCCUAUGGCUAUGAUGAGAAAUCAGCUGGUGUUUCCGUGCCUGGCCCCAUGGGUCCCUCUGGUCCUCGUGGUCUCCCUGGCCCCCCUGGCUCACCUGGUCCCCAAGGUUUCCAAGGCCCUCCUGGUGAACCCGGCGAGCCUGGAGCUUCAGGUCCUAUGGGUCCCCGAGGUCCCCCUGGCCCUCCUGGAAAGAACGGAGAUGAUGGGGAAGCUGGCAAGCCUGGCCGCCCUGGUGAGCGUGGGCCUCCUGGACCUCAGGGUGCUCGAGGAUUGCCUGGAACAGCUGGCCUGCCUGGAAUGAAGGGACACAGAGGUUUCAGUGGUUUAGAUGGUGCCAAGGGAGAUGCUGGUCCUGCUGGUCCCAAGGGUGAGCCUGGCAGUCCUGGUGAAAACGGAGCUCCCGGCCAGAUGGGUCCCCGUGGUCUGCCCGGUGAGAGAGGUCGCCCUGGAGCCCCCGGCCCUGCUGGUGCACGUGGAAAUGAUGGUGCUACUGGUGCAGCUGGGCCCCCUGGUCCCACCGGCCCCGCUGGUCCUCCUGGUUUUCCUGGUGCUGUUGGUGCUAAGGGUGAAGCUGGUCCACAAGGAGCCCGAGGCUCUGAAGGUCCCCAGGGUGUGCGUGGCGAGCCCGGCCCCCCUGGCCCCGCUGGUGCUGCUGGUCCUGCUGGAAACCCUGGUGCUGAUGGACAACCUGGUGCUAAAGGUGCCAAUGGCGCUCCCGGUAUUGCUGGCGCUCCUGGCUUCCCCGGUGCUCGUGGCCCCUCUGGACCCCAGGGCCCCAGCGGCGCUCCAGGUCCCAAGGGUAACAGCGGUGAACCUGGCGCUCCUGGCAACAAGGGAGACACUGGCGCCAAAGGCGAACCUGGCGCCGCUGGUGUUCAAGGACCCCCUGGCCCUGCUGGAGAAGAAGGAAAACGAGGAGCUAGAGGUGAACCUGGACCUGCUGGCCUGCCCGGACCCCCUGGCGAGCGUGGUGGACCUGGUAGCCGUGGUUUCCCUGGUGCAGAUGGCAUUGCUGGUCCCAAGGGUCCUGCUGGUGAACGUGGAUCUCCUGGCCCUGCUGGUCCCAAAGGUUCUCCUGGCGAAGCCGGUCGUCCCGGUGAGGCUGGCCUUCCUGGUGCCAAGGGUCUCACUGGAAGCCCUGGCAGCCCUGGUCCUGAUGGCAAAACCGGCCCCCCUGGUCCCGCUGGUCAAGAUGGUCGCCCCGGACCCCCAGGACCCCCUGGUGCCCGUGGACAGGCUGGUGUGAUGGGAUUCCCUGGACCUAAGGGUGCUGCUGGAGAGCCUGGCAAAGCUGGAGAACGCGGUGUGCCCGGGCCCCCUGGUGCUGUUGGUCCUGCUGGCAAAGAUGGAGAAGCUGGGGCUCAGGGACCUCCCGGCCCUGCUGGUCCCGCUGGUGAAAGAGGUGAACAAGGCCCUGCUGGCUCCCCUGGCUUCCAGGGUCUCCCUGGCCCCGCUGGUCCUCCUGGUGAAGCUGGCAAGCCUGGUGAACAGGGUGUUCCUGGAGACCUUGGUGCCCCUGGCCCCUCUGGAGCAAGAGGCGAGAGAGGUUUCCCUGGUGAGCGUGGUGUGCAGGGUCCCCCAGGUCCUGCUGGUCCCCGUGGAUCCAACGGUGCUCCCGGCAAUGAUGGUGCCAAGGGUGAUACUGGUGCUCCCGGAGCUCCUGGUAGCCAAGGUGCCCCUGGUCUUCAGGGAAUGCCCGGCGAACGUGGUGCAGCUGGUCUUCCAGGCCCUAAGGGUGACAGAGGUGAUGCUGGUCCCAAAGGCGCUGAUGGUUCUCCUGGUAAAGAUGGUGUCCGUGGUCUGACUGGUCCCAUUGGUCCUCCUGGCCCUGCUGGUGCCCCUGGUGACAAGGGUGAGACUGGUCCCAGUGGCCCUGCUGGUCCCACUGGAGCCCGUGGUGCCCCCGGAGACCGUGGUGAGCCUGGUCCUCCUGGCCCUGCUGGCUUCGCUGGUCCCCCUGGUGCUGAUGGCCAACCUGGUGCAAAGGGCGAACCAGGUGAUGCCGGUGCUAAAGGCGACGCUGGUCCUCCCGGCCCUGCCGGACCCGCUGGGCCCCCCGGCCCCAUUGGUAACGUUGGUGCUCCUGGACCCAAAGGUGCUCGUGGCAGCGCUGGUCCCCCUGGUGCUACUGGUUUCCCUGGUGCUGCUGGCCGCGUUGGUCCCCCCGGCCCCUCUGGAAAUGCUGGUCCCCCCGGUCCUCCUGGCCCUGUUGGCAAAGAAGGUGGCAAAGGGCCUCGUGGUGAGACUGGCCCCGCUGGACGGCCUGGCGAAGUCGGUCCCCCUGGUCCUCCUGGUCCUGCUGGCGAGAAAGGAUCCCCUGGUGCUGAUGGGCCUGCUGGCUCUCCUGGCACACCCGGACCUCAGGGUAUUGCUGGACAGCGUGGUGUGGUCGGCCUGCCUGGUCAGAGAGGAGAAAGAGGCUUCCCUGGUCUUCCUGGCCCCUCCGGCGAGCCCGGCAAACAAGGUCCUUCUGGAGCAAGUGGUGAACGUGGUCCCCCUGGUCCCAUGGGCCCCCCUGGAUUGGCUGGCCCCCCUGGUGAAUCUGGACGUGAGGGAUCCCCUGGUGCUGAAGGCUCCCCUGGACGAGAUGGCUCUCCUGGCCCCAAGGGUGACCGUGGUGAGACUGGCCCUGCUGGACCCCCUGGUGCCCCUGGUGCUCCUGGUGCCCCUGGCCCUGUCGGACCUGCUGGCAAGAGUGGCGAUCGUGGUGAGACUGGUCCUGCCGGUCCUGCCGGUCCCAUCGGCCCCGCUGGUGCCCGUGGCCCCGCUGGACCCCAAGGCCCCCGUGGUGACAAGGGUGAGACAGGCGAACAGGGAGACAGAGGCAUAAAGGGUCACCGUGGUCUCUCCGGUCUCCAGGGUCCUCCUGGUCCUCCUGGCUCUCCUGGUGAACAAGGUCCCUCUGGAUCGUCUGGUCCUGCUGGUCCCCGGGGUCCCCCUGGCUCUGCUGGUGCCGCUGGCAAAGAUGGACUCAACGGUCUCCCCGGUCCCAUUGGUCCCCCUGGUCCUCGCGGUCGCACUGGGGAUGCCGGCCCUGCUGGUCCCCCUGGCCCUCCUGGCCCUCCUGGUCCCCCUGGUCCUCCCAGUGGAGGUUUUGACUUCAGCUUCAUGCCUCAGCCACCUCAAGAGAAGGCUGACUCCGGCCGCUACUACAGGGCUGAUGAUGCCAAUGUGGUCCGCGACCGUGACCUCGAGGUGGACACCACCCUCAAGAGCCUGAGCCAGCAGAUUGAGAACAUCCGCAGCCCUGAAGGCAGCCGCAAGAACCCUGCCCGCACCUGCCGUGACCUUAAGAUGUGCCACUCUGACUGGAAGAGCGGAGAGUACUGGAUUGAUCCCAACCAAGGCUGCAACCUGGACGCCAUCAAGGUUUUCUGCAACAUGGAGACUGGUCAGACCUGCAUCUACCCCACUCAGCCCACCGUGGCCCAGAAGAACUGGUACAUUAGCAAGAACCCCAAGGACCAGAAGCACGUCUGGUUUGGCGAGAGCAUGAACGGUGGAUUCCAAUUUGAGUAUGGCAGCGAAGGCUCCGACCCUGCCGACGUGGCCAUCCAGCUGACCUUCCUGCGCCUGAUGUCCACGGAAGCCUCCCAGAACAUCACCUACCACUGCAAGAACAGCGUGGCCUACAUGGACCAGAAAACCGGCAACCUCAAGAAGUCGCUGCUCCUGCAGGGCUCCAACGAGAUCGAGCUCCGGGGCGAGGGCAACAGCCGUUUCACCUACAGCACCCUCGAGGACGGCUGCACGAGUCACACCGGAACCUGGGGCAAGACAGUCAUCGAAUACAAAACCACCAAGACCUCCCGCCUGCCCAUCAUCGAUGUGGCCCCCUUGGACAUUGGUGCCCCAGACCAGGAAUUUGGAAUCGACGUUGGCCCUGCCUGCUUCGUGUAAACUCCCUCUACCCCGAUCUGGUUCCCUCCCACCCAGCCCACGUUCCCCCUACCCUGGAAACAGACAAACAACCCACACUGAAUCCUCCAAAAAGCCAAAAAAUGGGAGACAAUUUCACAUGGACUUUGGAAAACAUUUUUUUCUUUUGCAUUCAUCUCUCAAACUUAGUUUUUAACCUUUGACCAACUGAACAUGACCAAAAACCAAAAGUGCAUUCAACCUUACCAAAAAGAAAAAAAAAAAAAAAAGAAUAAAUAAAUGACUUUUUAAAAAAAAAAGGAAGCUUGGUCCACUUGCUUGAAGACCCAUGUAGGGGUAAGUCCUUUUCUGCCCACUGGGUUUAUGAUACCCCAAAUGCUGCCCUUUCUGUUCCUUUCUCCACCCCCUCUUGGGGCCUCUCCUCCAUUGCUCCCCGAAUCUAAGUCUCCUCAAAAGACACAGGAAACAAUGCAUUGUCUGCCCAGCAACCAAAGACAGUGCUGAGACAUCUAACUGACCUACCAACUCCCAGUCCACCUCCCCCUAUGCAGCGCCCCCCCCCCCAAGUCCUGGGGGGAUCUGGGGCUCUUAGACCGCAGAAGGAGCCUGGCCAGCCUGCAUUUCCAUGGCCUCUGCAGCACACACCACCACUUCGUUUUUCAAGGGGCCUUGCUGGGGAAGCCACCUGCCCCUCAUGGGGUUUGGAGUCAGGCAGAUCACAGCAGAGUGGAAACAUCGGAUUGGGGAAAGCCUGCUGGAGGCCCACGCAUGCGCAGUCUGGGUGGGAGAGACUGUUCUGUUCCUUGUGCAAUUAUGUUGCUGAAAGACUACCUCGUUCUUGUCUUUGUGUCACCGGGGCAACUGUGUGGGGGUGGGAAUGGGGGCAGAGUGGCAGUGGCGCCCCAUUUGGUAUCAAAGGUGCUACAUCUCUGUGAUGGGGUGGGGUGGGGAAGGAAUCUCUGGUGCUAUAGAAGUUGAGAUGCCCCCCUGGGCCAAAUGUUCCUUUUGUUCAAAGUCUUUUUUUAUUCUUUGGUUUUUUUUUUUCCUUUUUUUUUUUUUAUGGAUGGGGACUUGUGAAUUUUUUUUUUCUAACGGUGCUAUUUAACAUGGAGGAAGAGUGUGACAGCUCCAACCUGCUCACUCUCCAUCCUCUCUCCACCCCUCUGGCUCCUGAGCCUGUCGCUCUCUGACCUCUCUCCUCUGAAACCCUCCCUCCUGCCGCUACAUCACACCCUCCGCCUCUCUUCUGUCUGUCCUACAUCUGGGUUUCAGAGCACCACUUCCCAAAGCACAAAGCAGUUUUUCCCCAUGGGAUGGGAGGAAGCAAGAGACUCUGUACCUAUUUUGUAUGUGUAUAAUAAUUUGAGAUGUUUUUAAUUAUUUUGAUUGCUGGAAUAAAGCAUGUGGAAAUGACCCAA